This is a messenger RNA of Camellia sinensis, 771 nucleotides long. RefSeq names its product protein FAR1-RELATED SEQUENCE 5-like. The record is from RefSeq and is a predicted model, not a curated record. Gene Ontology annotation, molecular function: zinc ion binding. NCBI's taxonomy places the organism in Eukaryota, Viridiplantae, Streptophyta, Magnoliopsida, Ericales, Theaceae.
AUGGACUAUGCUGCAUUUGGUGAUGUAUUGGUAUUUGAUACAACUUAUCGUACAAAUCAGUAUAAGAAGCCAUUUGUGAUUCUAGCUGGCGUGAGUAACCAUUUUAUGACAAUCAUAUUUGGAUGUGCUUUGUUGCCUGAUGAGACAAUGGACACAUACAAGUGGGUGUUGGAAACGUUAAUGGAGGCCAUGGAUGGACAAAGACCCAUCUCUGUUGUAACAGAUGGUGAUAGGGCAAUGCGUCAGGCAAUCGAAAGAGUUAUUCCAAAUUGCAGACAUCGUUUAUGUUCUUGGCAUCUGGAGAAAAAUGCCACAACAAAUGUCCGCAUACCAGAAUUUACUAGUGAUUUCGCACAGUUGAUGUUGAAGAAAUGUCAAAUUGUUGAGUUUGACAAUGCGUGGGCUCGUAUGGUGAAACAAUACAAGUUUGAGAACAAUAACUGGGUGUUGGAGAUUCACCGCAAGCGUGAUAAGUGGGUUGAGGCGUAUCUUCGUGGUCACAUGUUUGCUGGGAUGAGGAGCACUCAACGUGUCAAGGGUAUGAAUGCAUAUUUCAAUAUGUUCCAAGAACAAAAGGUAAAGUUGUAUGAAUUUGUAGCACAAUAUGAUAGGGCUCUUGCUAGGAUGCAUGUUAAUGAAGCAGAAACAGAAUCUAAAACAGAGAAUAGUUUCCCGGUUUUGACUACGCCAUUGAGAAGUUUGGAAAAACAUGCAGCUGAGCUCUUUACUCGGAAGAUUUUUUCAUUGUUUCGACGUGAAAUCAGCAAAUAG